AUGAGCCGAGCGCCAGGAGAGGAGGUGGACCCAACUGCCUGGACCCAUCUGUGCAAUCUGCCUCUGGCCGAUCCAACUUGGUAUAAGCCUGGACCGGUGGACCUGAUCCUUGGCUCGGACGUCCUUGGCCAUCUAUUCGGCAAAAUCUUUCGUCGUGGUACUCCGCGACAACCCGUCGUGCAGCAUUCCAAGCUCGGCUGGGUAAUAUACGGCCCGUCUAGCGUGGUACCGAACCUGUCUACGCCCACUGCAUCGCCGUCGCAUAGCAUUAGCAAUUGCCCAGACCAUGAGCUCGAGACUCUACUUCGCCAAUUCUGGACGCAGGAAGAAGUCGCACCCGCAUCCCAAUCCGCGCUCACAGAGGAUGAAGCUCAAUGCAAAGCGCAUUUUCGUAACACCCACCGGCGCUCUCCAUCAGGCCGAUACAUUGUCCGCCUACCGUUUAAAACUUCUGUCUCAUCUCUCGGUAGCUCUCGCUCACGCGCGGAGCGUGCUCUCCGCCGAAUGCACCAGCGCUUUGCGUCUAAUCAAGAACUCGCGCAACUCUACGCCGACUUUCUCUAG
Messenger RNA from Solenopsis invicta (red fire ant), 564 nucleotides. RefSeq lists its product as uncharacterized. The coding region runs from base 1 to 564 and encodes 187 amino acids. The transcript has a single exon. NCBI's taxonomy places the organism in Eukaryota, Metazoa, Arthropoda, Insecta, Hymenoptera, Formicidae. The record is from RefSeq and is a predicted model, not a curated record.